Manihot esculenta (cassava) is the source of this 333-nucleotide messenger RNA. RefSeq lists its product as uncharacterized. The transcript has a single exon. The record is from RefSeq and is a predicted model, not a curated record. Bases 1 to 333 code for a protein of 110 amino acids. Lineage: Eukaryota; Viridiplantae; Streptophyta; Magnoliopsida; Malpighiales; Euphorbiaceae.
AUGGAGGAUUCUGGGGUUGAUUUUCCUGGUUUCCAAACUUGUAUUCACAAAGAUGAACUUGAGUACAGAAAGCCAUUGAGCCGCUUGCAAAGGCGAGCUCCCUGUCCUCUGCAGAUUAAGCCAACUGCCUUUGUUGAAAAACAUGGUGAACCUCAAGCAAAUGCAGAAUCCUCCUCCUCCUCCUCGUUGCCAUCACGACCAACCAUGGCAGCUCCUUCAUUUAAUUCAUUUUACCAUGGUAAAGAUCCUAUUCCUCUACUUUCUCCUCUUGUUUCGCCUUCUUUGUUACAGCCUGCCAACGUUCGAGAGCGGAAUCCUGCAAAAUGGCGCUGA